AUGAGUGAGUUUGAAAACUUCGCUCUAAUACUGCAGCACUCCAUUCAAGCGAUCCAGCAUGGCCACUCCUUCGCAAUGCAAGCUUUCAACAUUAAGAAGGAGUUGGCCAACAAGACCAAGGAGGCUGCUGGCUUGCAAAAGACCAUUAACAAGGCUGAGGCCAAGAUGAAAACUCUAAUAAACCAGGCCGAGGAAGCCAAAAAAGCUAAGGAUGAGGCCAAGGAGAGGGCUGAGGCCGCUGAGGCCAUUACCAAAGUCCUCGAAGCCGAAAAGAAAGAGGUCGAGGCAAAGAUCGCCGACGCCCAGGUCGAACUCAUUGCUGCCCUAGCCACAAAGAACGUCGAGAUCAAAGCGACGGAUGAGAGAGCGUACAAUGAGGGGGUAGUUGAUGUCAAAGAGGAGUACAAGAAGCAAGUGAAGCAGGUGGCGAUGAAAUGUAGAGAUCGGUUACAUGAACUUGUAAAGGAAGAGAUAAAGAAGAAGGAUUCGAGUACAGAGGAGUGGAAGAUCGCGAUGGAGAGAAGCUUCAAUCGCAUGGACAAUGAGGCACAACAAAUUGGUAUCAGAGCAUUGUUGUGCCAAAACAAAGCAUCCGCAACUCUGUUUUCUGUAAACUGA
Molecule: messenger RNA, 618 nt
Organism: Camellia sinensis
Lineage: Eukaryota; Viridiplantae; Streptophyta; Magnoliopsida; Ericales; Theaceae
Source: RefSeq, a predicted model, not a curated record